Naumovozyma dairenensis CBS 421 is the source of this 1653-nucleotide messenger RNA. RefSeq names its product Smi1p (gene SMI1). The record is from RefSeq and is a predicted model, not a curated record. Gene Ontology annotation, cellular component: mating projection tip. Lineage: Eukaryota; Fungi; Ascomycota; Saccharomycetes; Saccharomycetales; Saccharomycetaceae. Bases 1 to 1653 code for a protein of 550 amino acids. Gene Ontology annotation, biological process: regulation of fungal-type cell wall biogenesis; cell wall biogenesis. The transcript has a single exon.
AUGAAUAUCUUCAAGAAAAAGAUCAAAGAAUGGGCUUACUCCUUCAGUACAGAAGACCGCUAUGCAGAAUAUGAUCCUAACACUACGCCAUCCUUCAAUAUGGCUCAAAGAAACACCUCUGCCAUGGGCGCUACUCAUAAUAAUAAUGGUACGGGACACCCUCAUAUGACUAGUUCUCAUGAUGAUUUGUCUAAUGAUGAACUAAAUAUAGGUAUGGCCGAUCCAACAAUCAUCCCUCAUAAACCUGAAGGCUAUUACAAUGAUGAUGAUUUAAGCAUACAUAAUACUAAAGACGGUGUUGCUGAUGCCCUCUUAGCAUGGAGACACAUUGAUUCAUGGACUGACCAACAUAACCCAGAUUUGAGUGCAACAUUGAGUGAUCCAUGUACUUUAAAUGAUAUUGCCAACGUCGAAGAAGAUUUAGAAAUUUUUUUCCCUCCGUCCGUGAAAGCUUCCUUCAGAGUCCAUGAUGGUCAAGAAGAUUUAGAAUCAAUGACAGGGACCUCCGGUAUCAUUUACGGUAUGCCAUUAAUGACAUUGGAUCAAAUCGUCGCAAUGUCUCAAACUUGGAGAAAAGUCGCCAAAAAUAUGAAUAAAAUACAUCAUAGCAAUAAUCAAUCAAGAUCAAAUUUACCUUCUAAUAAUAACUCCACAAGUUCCUUCCAUCAACAACAACAACAACAACAGCAGCAGCAGCAAGCAAAGAAUCAAUUCAAAUUACCUUUCAUUCCAGAACAACAAUCAUUCCCACCAAACCAUAUUUUGACCGUGUAUGCUCAUCCCAAUUGGAUCCCAUUGCUAACCGAUAAUGCAGGAAAUCACGUAGGUGUUGAUUUGGCACCAGGUCCAAUGGGGAAAUAUGGUCAAAUUAUCAUUUUCGGUAGAGAAUGGGACACCAAAUAUGUUGUCGCUUCCAACUGGGGGGAAUUCUUACUAUCUUUCGCAAAUGAUUUGGAAGCUGGAAAUUGGUUAUUAGUCGAUGAUAAUGAUGAUUUCUUUGCCGGAGAUGGGGAAUUGGUCUACAGAGAUAAGAGUAUUAAUGGGGUACCUCAGGAUUAUUUGGAAGUUUUGAAAAAAAGAACUAUAAAGAAGUAUCAACAAGAACAACAGCGUGAGAACCAAUCACAACAACAACAACAGCAACAACAAAUGAAUGAAAAUAUUCAUAGUACUUAUAAUAAUAAUUUAAAAACUCCUUCGAUAAUAAAGGAAAAUUCUGUAUAUUCAACUAGAACUGUAACUGAUACUGAUGGUUCUAGUGAUAUGAAAAAUGAAGAUUACAGAGUGAAUGUUCUAUCGACACCAGUACCUGAUAAAGAAUUACCUGAAUUACCACAUGUUGAAAAGAAACAAGAAGAAGAAGAAGAAAUGGAACAAAAACCAGAGCAUAAAGAUGAGGUUCAUGAAGAUCUUUCUAGAAUAGAGGAUGAACUUGAUAAUGAUUUCGAAAAUGAUGAAGCUGAAUUGACCAAAGAUGAAGAAUUGAUCGGAGAAGAACCAAGCACAACAAACGAACAACAAGACAUCGUUGCUGAUGAACAAACGAAAGAAGACAACGAAGAAGAUAGAAAAGAACAACAAGAACAACACCAAGAAAAAGUUGAUGAGACAGUGGAUGAUUUGACGGAAAGUUUCGAAAAUGUUGCACUAUAA